Naegleria gruberi is the source of this 735-nucleotide messenger RNA. RefSeq lists its product as uncharacterized. Lineage: Eukaryota; Heterolobosea; Eutetramitea; Acrasida; Naegleriidae. The record is from RefSeq and is a predicted model, not a curated record. The coding region runs from base 1 to 735 and encodes 244 amino acids. The transcript has a single exon.
AUGGUUGAUACGAAUUCAAAUGUCAUGAAGAGUAUGAUUAAGGAAUUGAAAUCUAAAGACGAUGAUGCUUUCAACAAAUCAGCCGAGAGUAUUGAAGUACAAGAAGGAUUGAAAUGUUUAGAGAUGAUUCUCAAUCCGAUUGUCCAUUCUGAUUUGAGUUUCUCACAGAAAAUGGAAUAUUUCGACAUGAUCAGAAGUGAAAUUCUGAAACAAUCUGCAAGAAAGGCUCAUAACUUGUUCCUCUUCGAGGAAUCUUGGCUUAAUCGUGAUUUCAAUAUCAACAUUGAUGAAACCAUGUUCCAACAACUUAAAUCAAAGCUCAAGUAUUACACGAUUCAUGAAGCUUAUUAUAUUGGUUUUACAGAAUACAUUCAGGAGGAAAGAUUUUUUGCAACUGCUGUAUUUGAAUUGGCAAAUGGGAAAUUAACUGAAAUUUCAUUGAAACAUGAAAUGCUUUAUGCCUUUACAGAAGAGGAAAGGGAUACCAUUUCCCUUGAAAUAGAUGGUCAAGAAGAAGAUUCCACUAUUCCUCAACUGAUUGAGAAUAUUUUAGGAAUUGACUUGGAAAAGGUUGAUGAUGAAAUGGAAAUCAUUCAAAACUUUUGCAAAUGUCUUUUGAAACUCGUUGGAAAAUGUCACAGAAUUAACAUUACCGAAAGUACAGAAAUGACAUUCACACUCAAGUAUUUCCCAAAACCAAUCAAGGAAGCUGUUGAACAACUUUCAGACCUUUAA